Molecule: messenger RNA, 1444 nt
Organism: Fimicolochytrium jonesii
Lineage: Eukaryota; Fungi; Chytridiomycota; Chytridiomycetes; Spizellomycetales; Powellomycetaceae
Product: pectin lyase fold/virulence factor
Exons: 1
Coding region: 60-1223 (387 amino acids)
Biological process (GO): cell wall modification
Molecular function (GO): pectinesterase activity
Source: RefSeq, a predicted model, not a curated record
GACCACCGUCCUAACCACAAUCGAGACUUGCACAAUAUGGAUGGGCGUCUACGUGCUCCAUGGACUUAUGGACUCGAUGGGGUUUGCGCCACGCUAUCGCUCUUUGCAGCCGAAGUAUAAAAAGAGCUGCUGCGAGUGCAUCUCCUCUCGUCCCCCUCAGAUCUCGGAGUGCAUCAAUCCCCAUAUACAUAUCCGAAGCCAUGCUCUCCCUCAAGCUCAUCUCGGCGGUCCUCCUCGCGACCGCUCAACUCAUCUUCGCCGUAACAGUCCCGCCCCCCGACGCGGUAAUCGUGUCCCAAAACCCAAUCUCAACCUACAAGGGUGCCGUAGCAGCUGUCGGCAACCGCACCGUCUUCCCAUCCCUCAGCGCCGCCAUCAACUCAACCAACCCCAAACUCGCCGCCUACAUCUUCCUCUACCCCGGCACCUACAAAGAGCAAGCCAUUAUCCGCCGCAAAGCGCCCCUCCGCGUGGUCGGGUACAGCCCAGCCGACACAGACUACCGCGCCAACACGGUCCUCAUCACCGCGUCCACCAACGCCAUCGUCGUCGGCUCCAACGACAAAAGCGCCACCAUCUCCGUCCAUAAUGACGACACGGUGUUGCAGAACAUCAACGUCGAGAACAGCUGGGUGGGCAACCAGGCCAUCGCGUUAUCCCUGUACGGGGCCCGGAUCGGAGUGUAUGGGUGUCAGCUGCUCGGGUGGCAGGAUACACUGCUCACGAACGACGGGACGCACUUUUUUGGGAAAACCCUCAUCGUGGGCGCGGUUGACUACAUCUUUGGCCAACGCUCGCGCGCGUUUUUCCAGAAAUGCGAUAUGACAUCUUCCCGCAGCGGGUGGGUGACGGCCUCGGGGGUCGACACCGUCAACAACACGGGUGUGUACGUGUUCAACUACUGCACGGUGGGCAAGACCAAGAACGCCGAGGCGACUGCCGAGGGCGGCGUUUACCUCGGCAGGCCGUGGAGGGAGUACGCACACGUCGUGUGGAUGAGGUCCAAUCUGUCGUCGGUUAUUAACCCGGCCGGGUGGGCCAAGUGGGGUGCAACUGAUAACCCGGUUCAUACGCAGUACUAUGAGUAUAAUAAUGUGGGGCCUGGGGCGGACCUUAGCAAGCGAGUCAACUUUUCGCGGACUUUGACCAUUGCAGAAGCGAAGAAGUAUGAGAUUGCGAAUGUUUUGGGGACGCCUGCUUGGUGGGAGACGAGGUAUCAGUGAGUAGCAUAGAUAGUGUAGGACCCUAUGUAGCUGGGCAACGUCGCGCAGGAUUUCCGUGUAGGUUGCGUGGGGUUAGCACACAAUUCUAAUUUAUGCUCUAAUGCAUCCUUGCCGUGAGUACAAUUGCUCGAAAACGCAUCGCUUGGAAGCACAGGCCUCUCUACCUCGAACUCCCAGAACGCCCGAUCAAGUGGCCCGGCGUGCGGAGUUUGUGGUGUGGG